Mugil cephalus (flathead mullet) is the source of this 6741-nucleotide messenger RNA. RefSeq names its product ciliary rootlet coiled-coil, rootletin family member 2 (gene crocc2). Bases 318 to 6185 code for a protein of 1955 amino acids. The transcript has 36 exons. NCBI's taxonomy places the organism in Eukaryota, Metazoa, Chordata, Actinopteri, Mugiliformes, Mugilidae. The record is from RefSeq and is a predicted model, not a curated record.
AUUUCUGUGGCAACCACACACCGGAAGUGCGAGGUCACCAUGACAACGUCGAAAGAGAUCCUAGUGGCGCUGCUAAUUUGCUGUCGUUCCUAAAACUUCCUAAAACUUUUCAGUUCAGUCUGUGUUUUUCGUUUUUCAUUUUCUUUCAUUUUAUUCUAAGUGCUUAUGGUUCAGUUGGUUUAUUUUAUGACGUAGUGAAAUGCUUGGUUUGUGCUUUUUUGACGCAACGUCUGGAGACUUCCUAUCGAAAAGUUUAUUAGCAUAAAGCCAAACUUUAGAGCAAACAUUUUAUUAUAAAAAGCUGGGCCACUUUUUCAAUGACUUCUCAACGGGGUCAGGGUGCACGUUCGCCUAGACUGGAGGCCGUGAUUCAGAAAUUGGAAGAGUCUCUGCUUCAUUCUGACGGCAGCUCAGGAGAGAGGAGUCUGACACUUCAAAGUGACGGACAAGAAUCUGGAGCCACACCUAUGCCUGUCUCCACUCGCAUUCGCCAGAUCAUCACCUGCAACCUGGCUGAGCAGCCAGCUGGUGAGAGCUCUGAGGUCAGCGAUCCGGAGGAGAACAGGGGCCCGAGGGAGCAGAUUUCUCCUGGCCAGAUGGACCGUGACCAGCCGCUAGUUAAACAGGCCAGUCUCUCAGACAGGCUCGAUCAGAUCCUAAUGUUGCAGUCAGGAGUGGACUCGGACCAGGACAGUGCAUCAUCAAGAUCCAUACAACUCCAGAACAAGGAGAGGGCGUACAGGCAAAAACUGCAGGUCUACCAGGAUGCCCAGCAGAGACAAGCCCAACUAGUUCAGAAGCUGCAGAGCAAGGUUCUCCAGUACAAGAAGAGGUGCGGGGAGCUGGAAGAGCAGGUGCUGGAGAAGACUUCAGAUUCUGAAAGGAUGAGAUUGUUGCUGCAGACACACCUGGACUCAAGUGAGCGUCACCAGCGGGCAGAGCAGGACCUCAACAUGACCAUCCAGAAUAAGUCUGCUCAGCUGGAGGAGGAGCAGAAAAGGUGUGCCAGCCUCAGCCAAGUGAACUCUAUGCUGCGGGAACAACUGGACCAAGCAGACACUGUCAACAAGGGACUAACAGAGAGCUUAUGGAAGGCCCGCGAAGACGCAGAGUUGUGCGAUACACGUCUGCGCAGAGAGCAAGAGACAUGCGCCUCCCGGUUGAGUCGUGAACAGGCUCGUGUCAGAGCACUGUGGCGCCAGGCUGCCUCCCUGCGGAGCACUUUCACCCAGCUAAGGACUUUCACUGACAGAACUCUGUCUGACAUGCAUGGGGAGUGUGUCAAUGCCAGGCACCAACUACAUCUUGCCUGUAUGAACUUAGAAGCCAGAAAAACACAGGAGAACACCUGCAGUGGCGAGGAGGUGUCAGCACUGGAGAGGCAGCUAAAGGACAAGCUGAAAGAGGCCAUGCAGCUGCAGGCUCGUUGGGAUGCAGAGAAAGUUGAACUUAAUUCCAGAAUCCUGGAAUUGAGCGACACAUUGAAGCACCUCCAGAGCCAGAACAGUGAGAAGGACGCAAGCCUAAAAACCAUGCAGAUCAGUCUGGACAGGAUGGAGACAAGGAGAACAGAGGAUAAAGCAGAGAUGGAAGUACUCCACACAGAGAUCCAAGCCCUCCAAAAUAUUUUACGCCAUAUUCACCAGUUGGUUGGCAAUGAAAGUGAGAGCUGUGGCUCGGAAAAUAUGUCUUCCUCACCUCUCCAUGGCCGGCCUCCUUCAAGAAACACAAGCCUGGUAGCUGUACAGAACGUGCUCACCAAGCACCAGAAACAAACUCAGGACCUCCGUGCACGUUUGGAAGCCGCCCAGGAGCAAGUUGAGACACUGCGUGAUCACCUACAGGAGAAGGAUGCUGAGAGGAGAAAAUUGGAGCAGAAGAUCCAGGAAGUAAGGAGGGAAAGUCAGGAGACUAAAAAUACUCUGGACGACAGCCUCAGAGACAGCAACAGAUAUCGCUGCUCACUGGAGCUCAUUGCCAGUGAGAAAGAGACCUUAGAGAAGCUGAUGUCAGGCCUCCAGCAGGAGGUCGACUCCCAGCGUGCCGAGCUGGAGGUACUGCGGAGCUCGUCACUGGAACUGCAGAGACAGCGGGACCUCCUGAGGCAGCAGAGGGAGGAUCUGGAGAUGCAGCUGGCACGCCAACGCACAGAGGCCCAAAGAGGCGAGAGGAGCCUUCAGGAGCUGGAAGGGAAGCACUCAGACCUUCGCAGGGAAUUUGUGACAGUGAAGGAAUCUCUGAGUCAAAUCACUCUGGAGAAAGAGGUGUUGGAGGAUGACAAGGCCAGCCUUGCACUGGCUCUCACAAAGAUGGAAACUCAGAGUGCUGCACAGGAGUUUGCUCUCCACAAAAUGCAGAAUCAGGAGGCUGCCCUAAAAGAUUCCCUCGCUAAAAUGACUGCCCUUAGUGAAGGCCUAGCCAAAGACAAGGUGGAGCUCAACCGUGUUCUUCUGCAGACUGAAGGGGAGAAGACAGAGCUUGGUGAGCGUAGGCGGGAAGCUGAAGUGGAGCGGGCAGCAGCCAGAGAGGACGUAGCGCGGACUCAAAAGGAGAUGAUGAAUCUGCUCGCUGAGAAACAAGCCCUGGAGAGCUCACACAGCCACUUACAAGAUCUCUGCCAAAAGCUAGAAGCAGAGCUGAGUCUCCUGCAGAAGGAGAAAGCUCAGGUCCUGGAGAAGCACUCCCAGGUCAGGAGGCAAAUGCAGACUGUGACAGAGGAGCUGUGUGCGUGCAGGAAGGAGCUUGAGACACAGACCACAGCCAUAAAGAAGGCUAUCCAUGACAGGGAGGAGCUAGCCAAGGACAAGGCAGCUCUGGACGUCAAGUUAAACUCUGCUGACCGAAAGACCUGUGGUCUCACGCAGGAGCUGGUUGCACUGAGAGCGGUGAAGGAGUCCCUGGAGACCGCUCUGUUUGAGAGCCAGGAGUUUGCCUCGUCUCUGGAGUCCGAGUGCACCAGGUUGGAGGGGGAGAGGCGCAGCUUGCUCCUAGCUAACGAGGCUUUGACGCGUGACGCUGCUCAGAUGCGUGGAGAUGCUGAGCGGCAGUUUGAACAAGCUGCACAAGAGCAGAGUAAGUUGGAGGCGAAGCUUGCUCAGGUGGAGAGGAAUGCCCUUUUAACCCUGAACAACAGAGAGCAAAUUCACAGAGAGCAGCUACAAGCUGAACGCCAUCAAAAGGAACAGCAGUGCGCUGAGCUGACGGUUCAGCGGGAGCAUGCUGAGGAGCAGCUGCGCAGACAGUGUGAGGAGCAGCGUGCGCACAGCCAGAAGGAGUUGCAGCAGGUGCACGAGGAACUGGCCAAGCUGCAGCAGGAUUUCAGCCAAAGCCUCCUGCAGGCUGAGAGUGAAAAGCAGCAGGCUUUGUCUAUGAAGGAGGCAGAGAAGGCUGUCCUCACAGAGAAGCUAGCAUCCUUACGCCAGGACCUGGCCACAGCAGACAUGGAGAUGGAACAAAUACAAAGGGAGGCGCUCAGCAAACAGGAGCAGGAUAAGAAUACGAUGGCUGCCCUUCGGUCUGAGCUUCAGGACUUGCGGAAUCAGUUUGAAGAGUCUUUGAACUCCCAUGAGAGUACCAAAAAGAGUCUAGCUGCACAGGUCAGGGAGUUGGACCAGCAGAGAGAACAUGCACAACAGGAGUUGGAUGACAUUCGCCGACAGCUGCAGGAGGCAGAGGAUGGACUAAUAAAAGGGAAAAGGGAGUCGAUUGAGGCUCAUAGAGAGCUUCAGGACUGUGUACAAGAGCAAGACAACUUACGAAAAGAAGCACUGGACCUGAGAAGGCUUUUGGGUGAUGAGACCAGAGAAAAAGAGGCCUUACAAGUCUCUAACCAGGAGCUAAGAGCUUUCAUCAAGAAAGCAGAAAGUGAAAACAGCAGCUUGAGAAGAGCUGUUGAGGAGAAGGAGCAAAAAAUGACCAUCUUAGAGGAAAGUAAGAGCUCAACGCACCAAGAGGCAACCUCUUUACGGAGCCGCACAAGGGAGCUGGAGAAGUCUCGUCUCCAGGCACGCAGGGAACUACAGGAGCUGCGUAGACAGGUAAAGGUCCUCGAAGGUGAAAACAGCCGGCAGAAACAGGAACUGCAAGAGCUUCAGGCGCGGAUAUGUCAGGAGGAGCAGAAGGAGGAGGAGGCACGUCGCGAGGCUUUCUCUCUCAAACAGAGAGUGCUGGAGUGUGAGGCUGGCAGGGAAGCAGCGCUUAAUGAGGUUGCAGGUCUACAGAGUCGUUUGAUGGAACUGGAGUCGGCGGAGCAGCAGAACAAAGAGUUGCUGCAGGAAAGAGAAGCUUUUCAACUUCAGAGUGACAGGAAACACAGAGAAACCACUGCCCAGCUGGAGGCAGCGCUGGAGGACACCAGGACACAGGUGAAGGAACUGUCCGAGCAGGUUGAUCAUGCAGAAAACAAAGCACUGGGCCUGGAAAAGGAGCUGGGCCUGAGUGGUGCCUCAUGCAGGGACCUGGAGCUCAAACUGGCAGGACUGUAUUCAGCCCUGAGACGCACUAUUGGCAUCAACCACACAAAGCUUUCAGACAAAGUUGUGUCACGGAGAGGGUCUUCCUCUCCCUGGAGGGGCCGCUCGCGCAUGAAAGGAGGAGAGGAUGCGACCGACGGAUCUGCAUUGUCCAUGUCUUCUGGUGAAGGAAAAGAGCCUAAUGUGGAGUCAGUGCACGCAGCCUUACGGGAAUUUCAGCAGGAACUCAGGGAUGCACAAAGAGAAAAGGAUGAAGCCAAGUCUCAGUUAGUCAGUCUGAAUCAAUAUGUCACAGAACUCAAAGGCAGCCAGGAUAAAUCAGCCACCCAAUUGCUACAGCUACAAAGGUCCUUGAAGCAAUCAGAGGAGGGAAAACGGGAGAUGGCAGAACGAUUGCAUAAGGCGCAUACUUCCCUUUCCCUGCAGGAAGAAGUUACAAAUUGCACCGAGAGAGAGAAGAGAGGCCUUGAGGAGGAAAUAGCUCAACUCAGAACUAGUUUGCAAGCUGCUCAAACUGAGUCCAGAGAACUGCAGGACAAGUUGGAGAUCUCGCACGGGUUAGAAUCUGGUGCUCUCGCAGAACACCGAAAACUGAAAGAAUCCCUAGAGGCGGCUGAAAGCAGGGUGAGCCGCUUGGAGCUUUCGCAACGCACACUCGAGGGUGAGCUUCAGAGAGCACAGCUGAGGGCGGCAGAGUUGGAUGCAGAAGUGGGGGCGCUGCAGGAGAGACUGACGGACCUGAGGCGGAGGCUGGUUGAGAGCGAAGACCGGUGUGCCGUGCUGAGGGUCAGCGAAGAGAAGCUGGCCACGUCUCUGGCUCGUGCCGAACAGCGUGAGAGCCAGCUGAGAGAGCAGAUUCACAAACUGUCAAACACCCUCAGUGACAACAGGACCAACACUGGAGCCCUGCAGGAGCAAAUAACACAGCUGCAGAGGGCUCUGACUGUUAGUGAGCAGGACCGAAGGCUGCUGCAGGAACGUCUCGAUAAAACACGAGAUGCUCUGUCAGAGACUAAGAGGCAAAACCACACACUCACAGAGCAGACUCAGAACCUUCAAAGAGACCAAGAGGACUCAGAACUUAAAAGCUCCGAGCUGGAGAAACACAUCCGGACACUGAAGGAGAGCCUGAAGCAACAGCGGGAGGCUGAGCUGCAAACCUCCCAGCAGCUGCAGAGAGAGAAGGAGGAACUCCAAGAAAAGGUCAUCAGUCUUCAGAGCUCUGUGCUAAAGCUACAGGCUGAGAGAGCAGAGAUGGAGAGAGUGCUGACACGCCUCAGUAAAGACAAGUCUGCACUAAGAAAGGCGCUGGAGAAGGUGGAGAUGGAGAGGUUGAGGAAGGAGGAGGAGGCGGCGUCCAUAGCCAGAGUGAGAGAGCGUUUGGAGCAGGCAGUCGGCAGCAUGGAGCAGGAGCUGGCUGAGAAGCAGGACCUUUUGGAGACUCUGCAGGCUCAACUCUCCCAACUGGAGCACACUCACGCACAGCGCCUCCUGGAGGUGACGGCCCGCCAUCACCAGGAGCUGGACUCGGAGACGGAUCGUCUGAGAGACAGUCAGCUCCAAGCAGAGCUGGCGCUGGAAACCAGGGAGAAGGCUCAUCGUCAGAGGGUCAAAUGUCUAGAGGAACAGGUGGUAGCUCUCAAGGAGCAGCUUGAUCAGGAGACAAGAAGACGGCAGGCUUAUUUCAAUCAGAUGCUCCAGCCUGGCGUGUAGGCAGAGACCCCGCAGUGAAGUAUGUAGCACCUCUGCCUCCUUCAUUCACUGCUCCUCUGGCAGCUUCCCAACAACAUUAUGCUUCCAGCUACAUCCACAUGUGGAAUCACACGCACAGAAAAAACACACUCCCAAGGCGUUCGCUCCCACCCCGCACAUGUUUCACUCAGGAUUACAUUAAUCUGCAAGAAAACUCCACAACAACAAACAAUGAGUGUUUUGUUUAGAAGUGAACUGGAUGUGCCAAAUUGUUUUAAGGAUUUCCUCUGGCUCACUACAGUUGGCGUAUCUAAGUCUGCUGUGUCAUUUUUUAGGAAACAAUGUGAUGAAAGGUUUCCUUGGUUGGUGCUUACUUGUACUCUUAUAAUUGUUUGUGUACUCAUUCAUCAUAUUGAUCAUGUACCAAUUUUAUAUGUCAUAAUCAUUAUUUCUGUACGCUAAUGAGAUUAUAAGUAUAGAUCAAAAUAUUUUGAAUAAUCGUUUGCAGAUUUCAAAUGAUUUUCCUGGUGCUGGUGUGUAUUAUUGUUUUAGGCUGUGAUAAAGACUCUGUAGUGGA